Daphnia carinata is the source of this 3099-nucleotide messenger RNA. RefSeq lists its product as uncharacterized. The record is from RefSeq and is a predicted model, not a curated record. The transcript has 12 exons. Gene Ontology annotation, biological process: cell surface receptor protein tyrosine kinase signaling pathway; intracellular signal transduction. NCBI's taxonomy places the organism in Eukaryota, Metazoa, Arthropoda, Branchiopoda, Diplostraca, Daphniidae. The coding region runs from base 849 to 2507 and encodes 552 amino acids.
AUUGGGUUUUUUGGUAUUUCAAGAGCAAUCAAGCUGUUUCCAUUAUCCAUGUCUUGUAAACAAUCUUUCUAAGUGGGCAGCUUUCUAAACAUCACAAAAGAAAACAGGCAGCAGGUGCUCCCAAAAAAUGAAGUAAAAUAUUUUUUAAAAAAUGUUUGAAGGAAAAAUCAUUCAUCGCAGAAUGGACGAGAUGUGUUUGGUUUUCUUCUUUUUCGAGGGACGUCACUCUUUUUCGUAUUUAAAAUUGCCUAACGUCUACUAAUAGCAUUUUGGCAUUUCUCUUUCCUCCAUCUAAUAUUCUUCAUCUCCUAACACACCCAACUGUUGUGACUUACUUUUGGAUUCUCCCUUGUCUGUGUCCUAGUCGCUUUCUGGAUUGCAAAAAAAGAUUCAUUUAUUUAAAGCAACAAAAAAAGGUAAAAUUUUACUCUCUACCGAAAACCCAAACACUUUUUUGAAUACAUGUAAUCGACUUCAUUUUUGCGUUUCCUGUUUUAUUUUCAUUUUUAAAUGGUGCUUAUGAAAAACGAGGUAAGAUAUAAUUUUCAACAUUUGAAAAUUCCCGCGUUUACAUUUUCCGGUUGCUCUUUAGCCUGCACCUUCAUCAUUUCCUAUGACAUUUCGCACAAUAACAAGCACUGAUUGAAAUUUGCAUAAAGAAAAUAAAAAAAUCAUGUCGUGAUCAUGAUGGAAGAGAAAGGCGUGAGGAAACAGGAACACUGACCUUCUUGUGACUCAUGGUACCAAUCCACACCCAUGUCAAAUGAGCCAAAUCCGUGUGAAACCACAUUUUAAUAAACCAACAUUACAGAUAACGUGAGGAGCAAGUGUUUUCCUGGUUGGAUUCCAUGGCUGUCAAGGGUUUCAGUAUACCUCAAAGAAAAAUCUAUGAUCUGGAUUUGUUAUACAAAAUAGUUUCGUGGGACCAAGCUGAGGUGGAGAAAUAUCUGACAGAGAAUGGAAUACAUGGGUGUGGAUUUGCAUUGGAGGCAAAUUCAAUUAACGGAGAAGCCUUCCUUAAUUUAAAUAACCAAACUUUGGCAAGUUGGGAAAUACCAAUAAUAAAGCGCUCUAAAAUAAUAGCAUUGCUAAAUGAAUUGGGAUCUGAGGGUAGCAGAAAAAGUGCUAUAGUAACAGCACAUUCAAGACAAAAAAAGGCAGCUACAUACCUUGAAAUAGUACAGCGUCCUACGGCUGCACCUCCUACACCCAGACCUUUAUGUUCUGAGAAACCAAAAAUUCUAAACAAACCUAAUUUACCAGUUAUACCUCCUAAGCCACCACACUUGCUAAAAAAACCAAUUCCAACAAACAGCUUGUCAAAAGAUGAAACCCAAACAAUUGAGAAAAUCCCUGUUCAGUUGUCAAAUGAUGCAAAUAACAGCCCCUUUUCUAGUGAAUCGGAAUACGUAGGUCCUGAAAGUAAUGAAAUAUAUAUGAGCCCUACUGUUCACAAUGAAUCCGACUACGAGGAUCCUGAAAAUAUCGAACUAUAUACCGAACUAGACGAAGAAAGCCUUACAAAAAGCACCAUUGACGGCCCCGCUGUUUCGUUUGAAACUAUUCACAAUAGCAGAACACCGUCUCUAGUGCUUUCACCUGAUUGUCAAACAGACGAGUCGUCGUCCGGUGACGACGGGAACGCAUCGCUUACCAACGCUUGUUUUGUAGGUUACAAAAUGCCAUCUCCCAAUAAAAGACCAAUCCGCAAAAAAAGUACUUUUACAAACUGGCGCAAUUUACCCGAAGAAAAACUUACCAAAGGAGAUCCAUGCGGUACUCCACCUCUUCCGCCCGCUCGAAAUCAAAUUUUCAAUCGGUGCUCAUCGGAGUCCAAUGUCAGUCAAUCAGGAUCAGAAUCUCGUUCUUCACCAGCCCUGACCCCACGCAAACUGUCAUCGCAGUGCGCUACUUCACAGCUGAAUCUUGCCGAAUCACUUUCGUCACCAUCGUACCCGCCACCUCCCGUACCCGCCCCAAAUAGACGAUUGACACCUGCUAGCCGGCCAAGUCCGACUCCUCUUCAACCAAAUGCGCUCUUUGGAAGUCAAAUUAUGUUACAUCCAAUGCGCAGGAGUCCAUCACCGUCGAUCUCGCAACAUAAUAGUUAUAAUAAUAGCCCAGCAGGAAGUACACGCAGUAGCAAUGUAUCUACGGAUUCCGAAAUGGCUAGUUAUCCAUGGUUCUUCAAUAUAGACCGUAAAAAAGCCGAAUCUAUAUUGGCACCACUGGGAAACGGAACUUUUCUCAUUCGGCCAUCCAAGCAUGGCGGAACGAACGCUUCGUUCACGUUGAGCUUGCAGUUUAACAACCAUGUUUUCCACGUACUGAUACGUACGAGGCCCGACGGUAAAAUGGCUUUGGGUACCGAGAAGAAGGAAGAAAACUGUUUCUACACACUGCAUGAGCUAGUCGAUUUCCAUUACAAUGAAGUAAUGCAGUUACAUUCGGGCAACAAAGUGAGCGGAACAACGCGCCUUACCAGCUGGCCGACCAACUUCACGUAAGAUCUUUAAGUCGUUAGAUAGCGGUCAAUAACCUCUCGUUUGACCUUCGCCCCUUUUCUCUAUUUUUUGUUUGAAAAAUGUUCAAUGCCUACUAGUUAUUUGUGGCUUUCGCACUAAAUUUAGCCGUUCGGCAUUCAGCUGGAAAUUUAUAUUUACUUGGGUUGAGAGCAUCAUGUGACGAGGAUCAUAAAUCUUAAAGAAAGUAUUAAGAGAAGUACAGGUCAAUAUCGUAUCAUUUAAUAUUAUCCUUCUUAAAUGAACUCUCCAACUGUUUGCUAUUUACUUGUUGCCUUGUAAGAUGUUCACUAUAAUUUGGUAGCAACACCUCACCAUGUAACCGUCAUGAAUUUUCAGUUGAUGUCGUAUUUUACGUUUUCCUAUGAACGUCGCCGAAGCCGUUGCGUGUGUUCAUCAUUAGUCACGAUCAAUUGACUGCAAUUCGUUUCUCUUCCCUCGAUUUUAAUUUUUUUGCACGUUUUCAUUUACACGUGCAGAUCGUUAAACUUUAAAAAAAAAAGACCCACCAAAGAGUCUUGAAUUAUGUUUUCUUUGCGCACGCUUGUAUGGAAAGCAAUAAAUGCGUUCACUUAUU